AUGCUGCUCAUGCGACGAUGCCUGCGAAGCCCCGCCGUCAUCACUAACACUGCCGGCGGCGGCGGUCGGGCGGCACCCGUGCGGUGGUUCUCGUCUGGUGCCGCGCCGCCGCCGCGGGAGUUGGCCCACGUGGUGAAGCUUGACAGCCUCCACCAGGAGACCCCCGAACGCAUCUCCCAACUCUGGAUCGACUACCACGUGAAGAAGGAGGCGUGCGUGUCGGCUGUGGCCCCGGCGGCCACCUACGCCCUCAUCAACCGCCGCCUGGCCGAAAGUCCUCUGUUCGUGUUGCCGCUGCCGCGGGAGUCCGGGUUCGUGUCGGUGCUGCUGCAGGCCCACGCCGAGCAGGACACGGUGAUGUUCACGGAGCUGGAGCAGUACCAGCGGGCGGCCGACAAGAGCGCCGUGCCCUCGUGCCUCCACCUCCGCUACUACACCGACCUGGCCGCCACCAAGGACAUCGUGCUCGUGCGCGGCGAAGUCGAUCUCGCACGCCUCACCACCACCGAGGCGCAGACGCUGGUGAAUCAGCUGCAGGUGUACUACCUGGCCGACGCCAAGUACGCCGCCGUCAAGACCUUCAACCACGACCCGGCCCAGUUUGACUACAACGCCAUCAUCGACGACCUGCGCGGAGGCGUCGGCACUGACACCGUGCGCUAG
Molecule: messenger RNA, 663 nt
Organism: Acanthamoeba castellanii str. Neff
Lineage: Eukaryota; Discosea; Longamoebia; Acanthamoebidae
Product: ATP11 protein
Exons: 4
Coding region: 1-663 (220 amino acids)
Biological process (GO): mitochondrial proton-transporting ATP synthase complex assembly
Cellular component (GO): mitochondrion
Source: RefSeq, a predicted model, not a curated record